CCCGGCGGGGGCCUCGGCGCCCCUUGGUCCCCGCGACCCCGCGCGCUCGCUCGGGGGGUGGGGAAACUCCAGGGUCCGCUGCCCCACACCGCUACCCCUUCUUUCUCGGGCAGACCCCCCCAACCCCAGCCUGUCCCCCACCCCGCCGUCGCCUGGCCCCCCCAGAUCGUCAAGCUCCGGAGUCGUGGCGGGGGGGCCUCCCGGAUCGGCAGGAUGUACCCCCAGGGAAGGCACCCGACCCCGCUUCAGUCCGGCCAGCCCUUCAAGUUCUCGAUCUUGGAGAUCUGCGACCGCAUCAAAGAAGAAUUCCAGUUUCUUCAGGCUCAGUACCACAGCCUCAAACUGGAGUGUGAGAAGUUGGCCAGUGAAAAGACAGAAAUGCAGCGACAUUAUGUCAUGUACUAUGAAAUGUCCUACGGGCUCAACAUCGAAAUGCAUAAGCAGGCCGAGAUUGUGAAGCGCCUCAGUGGGAUAUGUGCUCAGAUUAUCCCCUUCCUGACUCAGGAGCACCAACAGCAGGUCCUGCAGGCCGUGGAGCGGGCCAAGCAGGUGACAGUCGGGGAGCUGAACAGUCUCAUUGGGCAGCAGCAGCUCCAGCCACUGGCCCACCAUGCCCCCCCUGUGCCCCUCACCCCUCGCCCAGCGGGGCUGGUGGGCGGCAGUGCCACGGGGCUGCUGGCCCUGUCGGGAGCCCUGGCCGCCCAGGCUCAGCUGGCCGCGGUCACCAAGGAGGACCGGGCAGGUGUGGAGGCAGAGGGGUCCAGAGUGGAGAGACUCCCUAGCAGGAGUGUGUCUCCCUCACCCCCGGAGAGUGUGGUGGAAGAGGAGCGGCCCAGCGGCCUGGGUGGAAAUGGAAAGCAGAGAGCCGAGGAGAAGGAUCUGUCAGGACCGUAUGAGAGUGACGAGGACAAGAGCGAUUACAACCUGGUGGUGGAUGAGCCCCCGCUACAUUCAUCGUCACCUCCUCAAACCCAGGACCAACCCUCCGACACCCCCAGCCCAGCAACCACCCCAUGUGGAAAGGCACCUACAUGCAUCCCUGCUCGUCGGGACCUCGUGGACAGUCCAGCCUCCUUGGCCUCCAGCCUUGGCUCACCGCUCCCCAGAGCCAAGGAACUCGUCCUGAACGAUCUUCCAGUCAGCACACCCGCCUCCAAAUCCUGCGACUCCUCCUCGCCCCAGGACGCAUCCACCCCUGGGCCCAGCUCGGCCAGUCACCUCCGCCAGCUAGCAGCCAAGCCUGCCCCUUCCACAGACAGUAUUGCCCUGAGGAGUCCCCUGACCCUGUCCAGUCCCUUCACCACAUCCUUCAGCCUGGGCUCCCACAGCGCCCUGAACGGGGACCUCUCUGUGCCUGGCUCCUACGUCAGCCUCCACCUGUCCCCCCAGGUCAGCGGCUCUGUGGUGUAUGGACGCUCCCCCAUGAUGGCAUUUGAGUCUCACCCACAUCUCCGAGGGUCGUCCAUCUCUUCCUCCCUGCCCACCAUCCCUGGGGGAAAGCCGGCCUACUCCUUCCAUGUGUCUGCAGACGGGCAGAUGCAGCCGGUGCCCUUCCCUUCCGAUGCACUGGUGGGCGCAGGCAUCCCGCGGCACGCGCGUCAGCUGCACACACUGGCGCACGGCGAGGUGGUCUGUGCAGUCACCAUCAGCGGCUCCACACAGCACGUGUACACGGGUGGCAAGGGCUGCGUGAAGGUGUGGGAUGUGGGCCAGCCCGGCGCCAAGAUGCCAGUGGCCCAGCUGGACUGCCUGAACCGGGACAAUUACAUUCGUUCCUGCAAGUUGCUGCCUGACGGCCGGAGUCUGAUCGUGGGCGGUGAAGCCAGCACCUUGUCCAUCUGGGACCUGGCGGCACCCACUCCUCGCAUCAAGGCGGAGCUGACCUCCUCGGCGCCCGCUUGCUAUGCCCUGGCCGUCAGUCCUGACGCCAAGGUCUGCUUCUCCUGCUGCAGCGAUGGCAACAUCGUGGUCUGGGACCUGCAGAACCAGACCAUGGUCAGGCAGUUCCAGGGCCACACGGAUGGGGCCAGCUGCAUUGACAUUUCGGAUUAUGGCACUCGGCUCUGGACAGGGGGCCUGGACAACACCGUGCGCUGCUGGGACCUGCGGGAGGGCCGCCAGCUGCAGCAGCAUGACUUCAGCUCCCAGAUUUUUUCCCUGGGCCACUGCCCUAACCAGGACUGGCUGGCCGUUGGCAUGGAGAGCAGUAGUGUGGAGCUCCUACAUGUCCGGAAGCCCGAGAAAUAUCAGCUGCAUCUCCACGAGAGCUGCGUGCUGUCCCUCAAGUUUGCCUCCUGCGGGCGGUGGUUCGUGAGCACUGGGAAGGACAACCUGCUCAAUGCCUGGAGGACGCCGUACGGGGCCAGCAUCUUCCAGUCCAAGGAGUCCUCCUCCGUGCUCAGUUGUGACAUCUCCGGGAACAACAAGUACAUCGUGACAGGCUCUGGGGACAAGAAGGCCACCGUGUAUGAGGUGGUCUACUGAGACCCCCCCUCUUCCUGCACCCCUGGCCUGACUCCCAGGGGAGGGUCAUUCUGAACCUUCCCCCUAGUCCUACCACAAGCCCUAAAUCUCAUCCAUGCUCUGGCUGACCCCUCGUGUCCUCCCCUGCUGGAUAUGGGGCCAGAUGCACAGGGGGACCUUGGGGAAAUAAAUGUAU
Messenger RNA from Dama dama (fallow deer), 2659 nucleotides. RefSeq names its product TLE family member 2, transcriptional corepressor (gene TLE2). NCBI's taxonomy places the organism in Eukaryota, Metazoa, Chordata, Mammalia, Artiodactyla, Cervidae. Gene Ontology annotation, cellular component: transcription regulator complex; nucleus. The record is from RefSeq and is a predicted model, not a curated record. Bases 214 to 2484 code for a protein of 756 amino acids. Gene Ontology annotation, biological process: regulation of DNA-templated transcription; negative regulation of canonical Wnt signaling pathway. Gene Ontology annotation, molecular function: protein binding; transcription corepressor activity. The transcript has 20 exons.